AAGAACGUUCCGCCGGAUUCUCGGGACAGUCGCCAUCUUUGUGGACGAACAGUCUGAAGUAUUUUCUUUGUUUAUAGAUUUAAAAAAAACAACAAACGUAUCAACACUCUUACACGUGUAGACGUUAACGAGGGAUGCGCCGCUCUAAACGAAUGCGAUCCCCAGGUGUAUGGUUAGACGAGUACAGUUGGGAAGAGAGAAUGGAGUGUCGUAAACGAAGAAAAAGAGAUUCACACAGCAGUGAAAGAGAAAAUAAAUCCAGAAGGACUCGUCACUACAAGACGUAUGAAGGGCAGUAUCUGGAGACUCGCAGUUUGAACUAUAGGCUGGAACCACAGGAAGGAUACACCUGUGCCUACAGUCUAGACAUGGCCCGUGAGGAGGACAGCCAUGAUGGCACCUGCAAGGAGAGAGACAUGGACUGGCAUCACUACAGCAAGUCAUCGGGGCGAAGUGGUCGCAGUAGGAGAAGCAGCCGCAGGCACAGAGACAGGAGGCGCAGGUGGAGCCACUCUCGUCCCAGGUCCUCCACGAGGAGGAGCCAUCAUCACAGGAGCAGGAAAAGAUCCAGGAGUGUUGAGGAUGAUGACGAGGGUCACCUCAUCUAUCACAGUGGAGACAUGCUGAAAGCGAGAUAUGAGAUUGUGUGUACUCUAGGAGAGGGUGCCUUUGGGAAGGUUGUCGAAUGCAUUGAUCACUCUAAUAAGGGGGCUCGGGUAGCUCUGAAGAUCAUUAAAAACAUAGACCGCUAUCGAGAGGCAGCUAUGUCUGAGGUAGAGGUGCUCAAACAGCUGAAGUCCCUUGACAUUGAUAUGAGAUAUGCUUGUGUUCACAUGCUGGACUCUUUUGAGUACCACGGCCAUGUUUGUAUUGCCUUUGAGCUGCUCGGCCUAAGCACCUACGAUUUCCUCAAGGAGAACAACUUCCAGCCUUUCCCAGUAGAACACAUCAGGCACAUGGCGUACCAGAUCGUUCGAGCUGUGCGAUUUCUGCACAAGAACAAGCUGACCCACACAGAUCUGAAGCCUGAAAAUAUUCUCUUCAUUGACUCAGACUAUGAUAUGGAGUACAACCCAGACAUGAAACGCGACGAGCGAACACUGAGGAACCCAGAUGUAAAAAUAGUUGACUUUGGAAACGCCACAUAUGAACAGGAGCACCACACCUCUGUGGUGUCUACACGUCACUAUCGUGCACCCGAAGUCAUUUUGGAUCUCGGCUGGGAUCACUCCUGUGAUGUCUGGAGCAUAGGCUGUAUACUCAUUGAGUACUACCUUGGAUCUACUCUCUUCCAGACUCAUGACAGCAAAGAGCAUCUGGCUAUGAUGGAGAGAGUCCUGGGCCCCAUCCCAACACACCUCAUGCAGAAAACCAAGAAACAGCGCUAUGUUCACCGGUCCAAACUUGACUGGGAUAUGCACAGCUCUUCUGGGAGAUAUGUCCGGAAACAUUGCAAACCUCUAAAGCAUUACAUGUCAUCAAAGGGUGAAGACCACCAGCAGCUGUUUGACCUAAUAGAGAAGAUGAUGACGUAUGACCCAGCUAAGAGACUCAGUCUGGAGCAGGCGCUCAGACAUCCCUUCUUCUCCUGUUUUUACAAGAGCAGCAGUAAAAGCACGACCAGAAGCAGCAGCGGUAACAGCAAAAAGGACUGAUCUGAACCUGUAGACCUCUGGCCAGAAACCCUGGCCAGGGCCCGGCUGUCAAUGUAACUUUUAUAAUGACACUCAGUGCCGGUCUCUACUUCCGAGCUCUCCGGGAGAGUUGUACUUCAGCUGACUGUAUCAGUCCACUGCCCUGCUUCACCGAUUCUUGUCUUAAACUAGCAUUGUUUCUUAAUGUUUCCACUGUGGCAUGUUUUGAUAAAAAUGACCCCUCUGUGAUUUAUAUUUAUUUGCCAUUGUAACAUUGUAUUUUAAUUUGUAGUCCUGGAAAAUAUGCUGGUGAAUGUUUUUCUUAUUUUUUAAUUCAAGAUCAGUCCAAAAUUUGUCUAAAUUGUCUCUAUGCCAAGGAGGUGAUGGGUAAUGUAGCAGAUUGAGAAUUGCUUUUCUUCCUGCAUUACUUUCACAAAGUAAUUUAUUCAGCAUUGAAGAUGUUAAAAAGCUUUUCAGGGCAGACUUUUCUUGUACAUAGAUUUUGUUCACGUGUCUGUUUUUUCACUGAUUGUUUAUGUAAGUUUUGCAGUUUCAUGUACAUUUCUCAAUAAACGUGUACAGAUGACAA
Notolabrus celidotus (New Zealand spotty) is the source of this 2223-nucleotide messenger RNA. It is a transcript of the gene clk4a, whose product is annotated as CDC-like kinase 4a. Gene Ontology annotation, molecular function: protein tyrosine kinase activity; ATP binding. Gene Ontology annotation, biological process: protein phosphorylation; regulation of RNA splicing. The record is from RefSeq and is a predicted model, not a curated record. The transcript has 13 exons. Lineage: Eukaryota; Metazoa; Chordata; Actinopteri; Labriformes; Labridae. Gene Ontology annotation, cellular component: nucleus. The coding region runs from base 135 to 1655 and encodes 506 amino acids.